Molecule: messenger RNA, 7427 nt
Organism: Girardinichthys multiradiatus
Lineage: Eukaryota; Metazoa; Chordata; Actinopteri; Cyprinodontiformes; Goodeidae
Gene: slco4a1
Product: solute carrier organic anion transporter family, member 4A1
Exons: 12
Coding region: 613-2934 (773 amino acids)
Biological process (GO): transmembrane transport; sodium-independent organic anion transport
Cellular component (GO): membrane
Molecular function (GO): protein binding
Source: RefSeq, a predicted model, not a curated record
UAUAUAUAUUGUCAUUCCGAUCCACGCUACAGUCCUGACCACCGAGAACCAUGCCCACUCAUCAGUCAAAGUGAAAUGGUGCUGCUUCAGCUCGUCUCCUCUGUCCGCUCAGCGAUUGGUCCAGAGCUGAUAGCACCACAGAGCUUAACAUCAGCCUCCUUACGAAGUGCUUAUAACCGCUCCUUACAGAGAGACAGUCGCUGAGCGCCGGUGUUGUUGCUAAUGGAGCACAUCUGUUGCGUUUGUUUUCCUCGUGGACAGAUUUCUGUGAGGAGAAGCGAGGCUGAUGAAGGUCGAUAUCAAGGAUGCAAUUUUUCUGCCCAUUGACCUGGCUUUUUUUUCCAUCUCAUCCCACCCAACAUGGAUAAACCCUUGAAGAGUCUUUGCAAUACAGCCUCUAAAGCACCGCCAUUUAGUUCUGUGGAUGCAUGAGUUGUGCAGCAGAGGAGAUAAAUACCUGGAGAAGAUAAAUCAGAGAUGAACCCAACUGAGGAUUGACCAUAUUUCUGCCCAGUCAAAUUUACAAUGCUUUUGUCUCAGGGCUCCUAAACAUAAAAACUAUCUCUUUCCGCUCAUCGACCUUCACAGGACACAGUACCCCUCAAAGGGCUGAUGCCAGUCUUACUAAAUGCCGACGGCUCUUUCAGCUCCAGGCAGGAGCUCCUGGACCUGCAGGACUGUCCCUUCAAUGGGGGUCCUUCUUUGGACACCCCUAGUCCCGUGGAUUCUCAGACAGGAAGCCCUAUAGGGUCUGGUCCUAGAAGCCCUGGCGGACCAGGACCUGAUGGCCUCAACGGAGCCCUUAUUUUUACAAGGGCAUCAACGCUGCCAGGGCAGUUAUAUGGAGAGGGCAAUCAGCCUGAUACAGAGGUUCCUUUGGAGUUAACGCCAAAGUCCAGUAACUCUGAUCAACUAUGCGGUUGGGGUGCUCUAAAGCCUAAAGUCAUCCAAGUGUUCAACACCCCUCGCUGGGUGCUGUUUUUCCUUUGUGUGGCCUCUUUUCUCCAGGGAAUGAUAGUCAAUGGCUUUAUUAACACUGUGGUCACCUCCAUCGAGCGGCGCUUUGACCUACCCAGCUACCAGGCCGGUCUGAUUGCCAGCUCCUACGACAUUGCUGCCUGCAUUUGUCUGGCCUUCGUGAGCUACUUUGGUGGUACUGGGCACAAGCCCCGCUGGCUGGGAUGGGGGGUAUUCAUCAUGGCGCUAGGUUCUGUUGUGUUCGCCUUGCCUCAUUUCACCGCUCCUCCCUACUUGGUCAGUUUGCAGGAGCAAAUAGGAAUGUGUUCUGCCAACAGUACCAGCCUGUGCCAGAACAAAGAGGGAGGAGGACUUUCAAGUUAUCGCUUUGUGUUCAUGCUGGGCCAGUUUCUGCACGGUAUUGGGGCCACGCCUCUGUACACGUUAGGGGUCACAUACCUGGAUGAGAAUGUCAGCUCCAACUAUGGACCUGUUUACAUAGGGAUCUUCUACACAGCAGCUGUUGUGGGGCCUGCUGCAGGCUACCUGCUGGGAGGUUACUUCCUCAACAUCUACACAGAGACUCAUCUGACAACAGAGAUGACUCCAGAACACCCUCACUGGGUUGGGGCUUGGUGGAUUGGCUUCCUAGCAGGAGGAGCAGCAGCUUUACUGGUAGCUUUCCCCAUCCUGGGCUACCCACAAAAGCUGCCAGGCUCACAGGAGCAUGUGCCCAGGCGAGUCUCUGAGGCCCACCAGCUGAAGGAUGGAAGCCACACUACAGCCUCAGACCCUCAGUUUGGAAAAUCGGUUAAAGACAUGCCAAGAUCAGUGCUGCUUCUCCUAAAGAACCCGACUUUCCUCUUCUUGUGCUUGGCGGGAGCCACUGAGGCCACGCUCAUUGCAGGCAUGUCCACCUUCGGUCCAAAGUUCUUGGAGUCCCAGUUUAGUCUCAGUGCAUCUGAAGCUGCCACCAUGUUUGGAUUCAUGGUGGUACCAGCAGGAGGCGGUGGUACUUUAUUGGGAAGCUACAUCGUGAAGAGGUUGAACUUGCGCUGUCGAGGCAUCAUACGCUUUUGCAUGAUGUGUGCGUUGGUCAGUCUCCUCGCCAUCUUCAUCUUCCUCGUCCACUGUCCCAAUGUGCCCAUGGCUGGUGUGACGGCCCCUUAUCAGUCUGGGCUGAUGGGGAAGCACCAACUGGACCAGUACAAACACCUAUAUGACAAACCCAGCAAAUCACGACUCAGAAACAGCUCUUCCACGGAACUGAACCUUACAGUGAGUUGUAAUGCAGCUUGUAACUGUGCCAGAGAAGUGUACAACCCAGUGUGUGGGGCAGACGGGGUGAUGUAUUACUCCCCCUGCCACGCCGGCUGCACCUCCAUCAACCACACAGAACCUUCCACAGGCAAACAGGUGUACUCUGGAUGUGGCUGUGUGGUGGGGAACGUAUCCUGGGUUGAGGAGGGCUCUGCUCUGACAGGGAAGUGCAGCAGCUCCUGCCACCACAUGCCAGUCUUCCUCUCCUUGUUCUUCGUCACCAUCUGUUUCACCUUCCUCUCUAGCAUCCCAGCUGUCACUGCCACUCUCAGGUGUGUACCAGACAGUCAGAGAUCCUUUGGACUUGGCAUCCAGUGGAUAGUAGUGCGCGCACUUGGCAGUGUACCAGGACCAAUAGCAUUUGGGUCAGUGAUUGAUAUUUCCUGCAUAUUGUGGCAAGACCAGUGUGGUGAUCAAGGAUCCUGCUACAUCUAUCACAACUCAGCUAUGAGUCAGUACACACUUGCCGCUGGAAUCAUCUUCAAGCUUUUGGGGACCAUCUUUUUCCUGGUAGCCAGCGUCCUGUACCAGCCGCCUCCUGAGUCUCCCCAAAGCAGCUGCGAGACCACAGACCAGGGAACAGAACACAUGAGCGACCUGCCAAUCAAAGAUCUGCCAGAUGAUGGCGUCAUUGUAAACGUGCAUGCCAGGUUAUGACAUCAUACACCCCCCAACCCAAAAAGUCUUUGUUUUUGUAUUUAUAAGAAAUACCUAGAAUGCCUUCAUGGACAAAUGCACAUAAACACACACACACACACACACAAGUGUGUGUAGCACUUCUAACAUGCUGCUCCCUUAGAAUGAAAUUCUGCUUUGACUGCAUGUGUUUCGGGUGUGUGUGUUUGAUUGACUCAGCAUAGCCUCACAAAGUUAUUUCUCCUAACUUUUCAUGUCUAAAGUUGACUCAAGUUUGAUCAGUUAAAUUACUAAGUCUGGGUGCGGUGAUAUGAGUUUCAUCUCGUGGAUAUUUCCUGCUUGAAUCCAUCUUUCAAAAGCCAACAAGAAUCUUGACAGACACAUUUUAUAGUUAUUGUAUGAAGUCCUAAAGAUGUGAAAAAGAAUAUCUUAUACUUAUGUUGUUUUCCAAAGACUGACAGGUAGAUACAGUCCGUUCUUCUCUAAGAACAGAUGAAGCCAUGUUUCAAUAAGCCGUAUAAAAUCUCAAGGCCAGUGGAAAUGUAGUCACAUUUUCUUCAUAUCACGUCCUUUUAAAAGCAGGGUAUGUAAAGACCCUAAUAUGAGAUGUUCAGACAUUACCAGGUUUUGAAGACGUUAAUGUAAAAUUCAUAUUGCUACAAUUUUUCCAGUUAGCUUACACCAAAUGUCCAUUUUUAAAAGCUGCUAGACAGUUUCUUUUCUAAAAGAUCGUUAUCCUGCUGUGUCUAAUCUUGGAAAUGUCUCUGAAAACUGUGCACAUCUGGAUUUUGACAACUGAUUCCAGUCUUUCUGGCAGGUUACACCAAACUCUGAUGGAGUUGGUCUGUAACCUUCCAUUCUUAAGUCUUUUGACAGUUGUUCUAUUGAGUUUAACAAUGAACUUGUAAUGGACUCUUACUACUCAGGGGUAUUCUUGGACAUGCCUUGUCUCCAGCUUUGUCUUGAGUGCUACACUGUAAUGUCUCUUGUCCCCUUGUAAGUAUUCAUAAGCUGAAGUAGUUUAUCUUUAAGAACCUUUGCAAAUGUUCAUGAUAAUUCUACCCUCUGGUAUGAACUCAAUGUCAAAAAGGAACCCCAGAGCAAUCUUCUGCCACCACCAUGCUUCAUUGUUGAGAUGGUAUUAACAUUAGAUAUUUGUUGGAUAUCAAAAGGGACUGAUAUUGGGACAAGUCAAGGGUCUCAGCAUUCCACGUUCUUAGGGUAUCUUCAAAGAGAUUACAACAUUUCUAAGAUGUGAAAAUUCAGCCAGAUCUUGCAUGGUCUCUCUUAGCAAGAUCUUCUGGAGGUAACACAGUGGGCUCCCUAUUACACAGGUUUCUGAACGUUUUGAGGAUGCCUGAAACAUAUGAAUUAAUAGGACCUGGGUGUUGGAGCACAGUUGUGGCAGCACUACCAUGUUAGUUUCAUAUUAAGGCUCCAACGUCAUUUUAGGGGUAGUGCUGUGUCAGCAUCAUCUUGUAGCACAUAGGUGAAUGUUGACUAUGUAUAUAUAUAAAUAUAUAUAUUCGUGGGAAGGAUCUGACGAUAUUAAUCACACAGGAGUGGUCCUGGAGGGUGUCUCUCAGACAUGGAAAAUAACUGUGACUGUAGGACAUUUUUCAAAUUUGCUUUGAUUCAGCUACAUUCUAACGGGCUGUGUAGGUCUUGGAGAGCAUAACUGGGUCUUCAUCUAGUGUGAAGGUGUCUUGAAGCGUCCAAACAGGCUGCCAUGUGCCUUUUUAUCCAGUGUGGCUUCAGUAGAACAUUUCUUCCAAUCAGUCUUGUAAAAGAAAUUCAGCUGGUGUAUUUUGGGUUUUUCUUUCUCACUCUUUACACUUGCACCUUUAGAAAUAUUUUCCUUAUAUUAUUAUGGAAUUAAAAUUAUCUGGUAGUUUUUUAAUUUGAUGGAUUGUUUUUUAUCCUGAUAUGCUGUAGUGGUUUUGAAACCAUUCCUGCAUGCCAGGUUUCAAGGUUCUUUGCUUUUGUUGAUCUGAAAAAUUUGCCGAUGAAGUCUGAAUGCUUUCAACAGCAAACAUAUGUGUUAAUUUGCACAUCAAUUAUCAUCAUAGAUGAGUAGCACAAAUGCACGUUCAUCUUGAGAAGCACAUGAAUAUUUAUGAAAGCAACUGGGCAACAUGCACAAGAAAUUUUGGAUUCACAACUAGUGAUAUUUGGAAGGGUAAAAGUUAAAAUGUGUCUCAUAUACACAAAUAAAAAGGACUGACGAAUAAUGCCUGGUUCACACUUCAUGAUUUUUAUGCCAAUAUUUGCCCUAAUUUUCCCCUUCCGACAUGCCCCGAUCAUUGGGGUGGUGCUUAAAAUAAUCUUAAGAGAUAAUCCUGUCAUGUGUGGUGUAUUAAGAGUGGUCUAGUCUGCUCAGAAGGAUGUUGCGAUCGCUCCGACUUAAAAUCGGAGAUAUUCAAGAUGUUGGAUUGUGUUGGCCCGAUAUCCUACCGUAUAGGGUGUUCCCCGAGGACAACGAGCACGCAGCCUGUUGAAUGUAAAGUGUAGCCACACAGAAAGCGACCUGACAAAAACACGGAAGGGAAUUACACUAAACUGACAUUUGAUCUCGAGAGGUUUUGCAAGAUUCUGUCUGACAUCUGAAUGUUCGUGAGUGAAAUCUGUUCAUGUGUGCUGUGUUGUGCUCGCCGUGUGGCUGUACACCACACACUGUAGGAGUGAACCUGUUAUACUUACGAUUUUUUUAUCGUCACGUGUGGGGUCUCUCAGGUUUUAAAAAUCAGCUGACAAUUUGAAAAUCCUGCCGUGUGAACCGGCCAUUAGUUGCCCUAUUUACCAGCUGACAGUUCUAUUUGGUCUAAUGACACUUUAAAACGAUCAUACAAGUGUGUGUUGACAAAAAAACAUUUAACAUAAACAAUAAAAAAAUACAGAAUGUUAACCAAAGUUUACCAGAAAUGUAAGAAUUAAUCUGUGACAUCAAAUCAACAUUUUUCUGCAAAAAGUAAUAACCAACCACAGUGAUAAAAUAUGUGAUGUAGCUUUACAACAUCCAUAAUAAGGCUCAAUGGAAUUACCUAAAUGGGGAUUUACUUAUGGUUCAUUCUUCAGCUUGCCAAUGUCUGGAAUUGCCCAUGGCCUGAUUAUUCUUGCAUAAUUCAAUGACUUUAAACACACUAUAUGUGUUUAUGUGAAGUGGGCUGUUUUUAGCAGUAAAUGUCUGUGUGAUAAAUUCAGUCUGACAGUGUUCCACUAGAUGUCACCAAAUACUCUAACAUUUCUUCAAGGCUCUGAAAACAAUGGCAGAUGAAUGUCUGGGCUUAAAAGAAGAAACAAAAAUAUAAUAAAAAUAUGAACAUGCUGAUCAAUAUAAUUUAAAAUAAAAUAAAAUAAUGCAUAUUUUUAAAAAAGUUUAUAUUUUUCAUUGUUACCAUUGAUGGACUUUAGCUAAAUUAAAAUUAUUUAGACAUACAAACUUAAAAAUAAUGGGUAUCAUUAACAUAUUAUUUUUUCCCCAGUGAGUGCACCAUUAGUCUAGCCUUAGCUUCUGUGGCAAGACAAACGUUUUUUGGCAACAAAGUAAAUAUAAAUACAAAUGGUUCUGAACCCAAAUUAGUAAAAAUCCUGAUCUUUAUGACUUGUUAAUUGAAUGAGUUUAGCCAAACAUAACACAAUAUCUGGUAGUAAAUCAUCGUCACUAUAAUUCAAACUCCAACCCCAACAUUCCGCAUGGUGAAGCUGCUAACAGUGAAUCUAAAAGUUAUCUUCAGCAAAAUGCUGUGCCAGCAUGAAACAUUUGCACUUAUGUACCUAACCCCACUGAGUAGAACAAAAUGAACGAUGUGAUUUUGCUUCAGUGUUUGGCUGUUGAGUUAUUUAGUAUGACAGAGCCUUGCUCAUGAAAAACUCAACCGGACUCACCGAUUGCUGUUCAUUUAUAGGUUAAGUGAAAUCAAAGUCAAUUUGAAUACUAAAUACCCAAAGGAAGACAGGUAGACACAUGAAAGUCCACUGUAACUUCAAAUAAUGCCAAAAUUUCCAUUCUUAGUCUUAAUCUCAAAAGGGAAAAUGUGCACUGCAUCUUAUAUGAAUAAUGUGUUAGACCUAAAAAAGACAAGGCACAUAGGUAAGACAUACAGUAUAUACAUUCUACAUUGAAUUGACAUUUGUAUCUAAUUAUUUCAGUACUGUAAUACUCCAAAUGUGCCAAAGCAGCUUUGGAAAUUAACUCUUGUGCUUUAUUUUUUAUUAACAUAUUUAUGCAAAUAAUGUAUUUAUUUAAUUGGUGGUGUAAUUUAGAAAGUAAGGAUACUCUUUGCUUGUUUGUCCAUAAGGAGUACCCAACUAUCAUUCCUUUAUUUCAUUGUGAUUGGAAAUGCCACCGACAGUAAUUCCCUGUAUUGUUAUUGAUGUUGUGCUCGAUCUUCAUGUUAUGAGUGACCUUAACACCCUGCAACUGAUGGGGAAAAAGUUUUUCCGUAUAUAUCUGUAAAUCCUUCUACAUGUGCUUUUCUGUCUCUGAGCUCAUAAAAUUAAAUGUAUAAACCAUU